ACAUUUUAUAGGCAAUAUAGGCCUGCAGACCAGGUGGCAGCGGUACCUCUGGCGCUCACCCUAGAAUGCAUCCCGGAUACGCCACCUAACGUUGUGGACCGCCCCGGCACCUCCGUGGCCACCGCGGCAGUGCUGAGAGCAGCCAAUGAUUCAACAGUGGGUCCGUGUCCGAGAUGGGUCAGGGUAGCCUCCUGUGCCCUGCAACCCACAGGCCUAGUCAGUGUUUCCUCUGCUUUUGAAACCUUUACCAACAAUUCAGGCCCAUGGUCACUGCGGCCUCUUCCCAAAUAGUGAGUACUGCCGUCCAGCAAUGAGGAGCUCCCUUGCACUUUUGCCUCCUUAUUUAGGGUUCCACAUUCGGUUAGCAAUCCAUUUAUGCAUCCUCACACAUAAUUACAGUCUAUGUGUCCCUGGGUUUCCAAUGACAGAUCCUCGGGAGGUAGGGCUCAUGCUUACAAUUUUAACCUUUCUGCCCCUCAGUAUACCCCAGACUUUCCCAGUAUGCUACAGCAUUCACAACCUCAGCCUUUACCGCGGAAGGGGGCUCCGAAACAUCAUCGGAGGAAGAGACGCAGGGGCAACAGGAAGUGGCAGCGGCUGCAGAACAGCUCCAGUCUCCAACAAUGGGCAAGGGAGAAAGAAGUCUAAGUAAGAAGAAGCAUUCGGCCAAGAAGAGCAAAAGAAGUAAGCCUUCUAAUGCCGAGGACGAUUCAGAAAAGCUUCCUGCUGCCCACCACCUGCUGGGUUCCGAGCGACCAGAAUUACUGGAUGGAGCAUAUGGGUCCCUAUGUGGAAAAGGAAAGUUAGAAAAUUUGAGGCUAAGCGAGUCCCUCACCAUGAGGUUUGCUGGGAGUACAACACGGGUGUGUGCCAGGGGCCAAAUUGUAAGUAUGCGCAUGAAUGUGAGAAGUGCCUUCAUGUUUUAA
This is a messenger RNA of Podarcis lilfordi (Lilford's wall lizard), 926 nucleotides long. The record is from the annotation of a GenBank genome assembly. Lineage: Eukaryota; Metazoa; Chordata; Lepidosauria; Squamata; Lacertidae.